Molecule: messenger RNA, 2715 nt
Organism: Lytechinus variegatus (green sea urchin)
Lineage: Eukaryota; Metazoa; Echinodermata; Echinoidea; Temnopleuroida; Toxopneustidae
Product: 72 kDa type IV collagenase-like
Exons: 8
Coding region: 547-2289 (580 amino acids)
Biological process (GO): collagen catabolic process; extracellular matrix organization; proteolysis
Cellular component (GO): extracellular matrix
Molecular function (GO): metalloendopeptidase activity; zinc ion binding
Source: RefSeq, a predicted model, not a curated record
AUGCGUUUUGGACACAAAAAUAGUUGUCGGAGAUUGCCGGUGACUGUGGAAGCAAUUAGUACUGCUCGCGAACCGGCGAAACGUGGAAAAGCAUUCUGUGAACUAUUCCUGUUGUGUGUGUGACAUCAGGGAGGCGACUGGAAGGGACAGUAAUAAUAUGAGGAGAUGGAUUGAAGGCAGGAUGCUGUAGGAUUGACAGUUGUGAGUAUAUUGACGGAAUAGCCACCACAACAAGAUAACCUCCCUUUGGACUAAGUUACCUUGGACAUUGGUAAAUGAAAAGAACGGGAAAGACAGAAAGCCACUAUUUAUAAUCAAGAGGAACCCUCAUGGAUCUUCGUGUUUCUCAGCUCUUGGGAUAUUCUGCUUGGACACCCACUUUAUAUUCAUGGGUACUUCGUUGCCUCGUAGAGUCGUAGACAGCAUGUGUGGAAGCUGCAUUGAUGGGAUGGGCAUCACUCCCCGCAUCACUCAUAAAUGACUGUUGUUUAGAUUGGAGCACAUUGUACUAGCACUAUAUACCCGAGGAAUCCGAUAAAAACCAAGAUGAAUCUACACCAUAUAUUUCGGUUUUGUUUAAAAAGGAUUUACGCGGUUUGUUUCAUUUUUACUCUGUCCAUCAUGAUCGCUGGAUUCUUGCCAUUUAUAUCAUCAGUAUGUGCGAGUCCCUCUGGUGGAGGGGGCGGGGCACCAGGACAACUUGCUCCUCUCUCCGAGGAGGAUGCCCCAUCUGAAAUUACCACCGGAGCAUUUGCAUAUCUAAGUAAAUAUGGUUAUAUACGAAAUGACAACCCUCAAGCCAGUACUAUACGACGAUUAGAAGAUUACCAUUCAGCCAUUCGAAACUUUCAACAAUUUUACCGCUUGCCAGAAACCGGUCAAAUGGAUGAGGAGACCAGUCGGUUGAUGUCCUAUCCGCGGUGCGGUAUGCCGGAUGUUAUCCAACGAGGUGAUCAGGAUCAAACCCGGUUCAGGAGAUACUCUGAUUCUGGGGAUAAGUGGGAUCAUGAAGACAUCACAUAUAGAAUAUUGAACUUUACCCCCGACCUCACGGAGGAGGAAAUCGUCGAUGCCAUCGAGCGUGCUUUUAAAGUCUGGAGUGACGUCACACCACUGACCUUUCGUCGCGUAUUCAACGUGCCCGGCGACAUCCAUAUACAGUUCUCUGAAUACGACCAUGGUGACGGUGUCGCCUUUGAUGGCAAUGGCGGUACGCUAGCACACGCCUACUUCCCGGGGAAUGGUAUCGGUGGCGAUGCCCACUUCGACGACAGUGAAAUAUUCAGCGUUUUCCUAUCUGACGAUGAUAAAGUCGAUCUGUUCAUGGUGGCAGCUCACGAAUUUGGCCACAGCCUGGGGUUGGGACACUCUUCCGAAAUUCAGGCGUUGAUGGCGCCCUUCUAUAUUGCCUAUGAUCCAGAGUUCAGUCUUGGAUAUGAUGACCUCCAUGGGAUACAGUCAAUUUAUGGUAUAAACUCUGAUCCUCGACCAGGUGAUCGGUAUAUACCCCAACGUCCCCAACCCAGUCCACCGGAUCCAGAGGUUGAAAGAUGUAGUAAAAGCUUCAAUGCUGUCGCAUUCAUUAGAAAUGAAUUAUUUCUCUUCAAGGGUAAGAAUUUCUGGAGGAUGCGAGAACAAGGCAAACCUCUAGAAGGGUAUCCUGUAGAGAUGGGUCAGUUUUGGCAUGGUCUUCCACCCAAGAUAGAUGCAGCAUAUGAGAGACAUGAUGGAAAAAUAGUCUUUCUUAAAGGUUCACAUUAUUGGAUAUAUGAAGGAGUCGACAUGGAUCCGAAUUACCCACGCCCGCUCCAUGAAUUCGGGUUACCCGCCGAUGUGGAUGGGGCUUUACCUUGGGGUCGGACCGGAAAGACUUAUUUCUUCAAGGGCGAGAUCUACUGGCGAUAUGACGAGUAUGAAAAUCGAAUGGAUAAAGGUUAUCCAAAACCGAUCAAGGAAAACUGGUUUGGAGUGCCUAACAAUAUUGAUGCAGUAUUCAGACACUAUGAUGGUUAUUCAUGGAAUACAUACUUUAUACGUCAUCGCCGAUAUUGGAGAUUCGACGAAUCUCUAGGGCAAGUCGAUCUCGGUUUCCCGCGAAACUUUGGGGUCGACUGGAUGGGCUGCAAAGAAAAGAACGAGGAGGUGGAUCCUCAGCCUGGUCAACUACGAGCUGAAGUAACCAUGAUCUCCUCAACGACAUCAGAAAGCAGUAGUCCACUUACUUCGUCACUAUCAUAUCUAUGUUUAUGUAUAUCUAUCUUGUGUGCAUUAGUAUUAAAGACAUCAUAGCAUCAUAGUCUUUCUUGAAAACUGGUUUGCUAUACAUCAAAAAUAAAUCCUACAUAGGAUUGGUGUUAUUACAGUAUAUGGGGACUCAUCCAAAUUUUGAUUCAAAUCUUUACAUUGAAGAAUUUAGAUCUAUUAUUCUUUGAACAGAAAAGUGGUCUGAUUGAUUUUAAUUCUGUAAUUUGGAGUGUAAUUGUGUAGCUGCAGCCAUUGAUGUAUUAUUGCUAGGCUUGUACUUUUGGGACUAAUACAUUGUAUGUUUCUAAAUGUAGUUGACAAUCAUUUUGAGUACAAAUUUUAUUUUCUCACAUGAUGCCUAUCUUUAUGCACUGUGAGCUGCCAUUGGAGAAGGGUAGUCCAGUCUGCAUACACUCUUAUUUCUGCGGAGUCAAAUUUGACUUAGAAUGGCGCCAGCUGUGAGUCAACUCC